Molecule: messenger RNA, 1704 nt
Organism: Parus major (Great Tit)
Lineage: Eukaryota; Metazoa; Chordata; Aves; Passeriformes; Paridae
Gene: SERINC1
Product: serine incorporator 1
Exons: 10
Coding region: 112-1497 (461 amino acids)
Cellular component (GO): membrane
Source: RefSeq, a predicted model, not a curated record
CGUGUCCGUGCCGUCAGAGCGGCCGGAAGCGCCGCUGGGAGCAGUAAACAAGCGCGUCGGGAGUCGCGGUCGCUGCUUCCAUCUUGGAGGAGCCCGCGCCCACCGGGGACCAUGGGCAGCGUCCUGGGCCUCUGCUCCAUGGCGAGCUGGAUACCAUGCUUGUGUGGAAGUGCCCCGUGCCUGCUUUGCCGAUGCUGCCCCAGUGGAAACAACUCCACCAUAACUCGGCUGAUUUACGCCUUCUUUUUACUUCUUGGCGUGAGCGUUGCCUGUGUGAUGCUAAUACCAGGCAUGGAAGAGCAGCUGAAGAAGAUUCCUGGAUUUUGUGAUGGAGGGUUGGGAACAAGUAUUCCUGGUGUGCAGGGCCAUGUGAACUGUGAUGUCCUGGUUGGCUACAAGGCCGUGUACCGUGUGUGCUUUGGCAUGGCCAUGUUCUUCCUUCUCUUCUCCUUGUUGAUGAUCAAAGUGAAGAGCAGCAACGACCCCAGAGCAGCGGUGCACAAUGGAUUCUGGUUCUUUAAAUUUGCGACGGCACUUGCAAUUAGUGUUGGGGCUUUCUUCAUACCUGAGGGACCAUUUACAACUGUGUGGUUUUAUGUAGGUAUGGCUGGAGCAUUCUGCUUCAUUCUUAUUCAGCUGGUCUUGCUUAUUGACUUUGCCCAUUCCUGGAAUGAAUCUUGGGUUGAAAAAAUGGAGGAAGGAAACUCAAGAUGCUGGUAUGCAGCUCUGCUCUCAGCUACAGCUGUCAACUAUCUGCUGUCUCUAGUAGCUAUUGUCUUGUUUUAUGUUUAUUACACUCAUCCAGAAGGUUGUUCUGAAAACAAGACGUUCAUCAGUGUUAAUAUGCUCCUGUGCAUUGGUGCUUCUGUAAUGUCAAUUCUGCCAAGGAUUCAGGAAUCUCAGCCAAGAUCUGGUUUGCUGCAGUCUUCGGUGAUCACAAUUUACACAAUGUAUUUGACUUGGUCUGCUAUGACCAAUGAGCCAGACAGGCGCUGUAACCCCAGUCUGCUGAGCAUCAUUGGUUACAACAGCACCACCAUUCCAACCCAAGGUCAGGUAGUUCAGUGGUGGGAUGCACAAGGAAUUGUAGGACUUGUUUUGUUCUUGCUGUGCGUUCUCUAUUCAAGCAUCCGGACAUCCAACAACAGCCAAGUUAACAAGCUGAUGCUGACCAGUGAUGAAUCAACACUGAUAGAGGAUGGAAUGCCCAGGAGUGAUGGCUCCCUUGAUGAUGGAGAUGAUGUUCACCGAGCUAUAGAUAAUGAGAGGGAUGGAGUUACUUACAGUUACUCUUUCUUCCACUUCAUGCUUUUCCUGGCAUCACUCUAUAUCAUGAUGACACUUACCAACUGGUACAGUCCGGAUUCUUCUUACGAGACAAUGACCAGCAAGUGGCCGUCUGUGUGGGUGAAGAUCUCUUCCAGCUGGAUUGGCAUCGUGCUGUACGUGUGGACUCUGGUGGCUCCGCUGGUUCUUACCAACCGCGACUUUGACUGAGCUGUGCUGCUCUGGAGGGAGGCUGUGUUAGCACCACAUGUCCCUGAAACAAACAGUAUUCCGGGUAAUAGUGCGGGUGUAAAUACGUGCGUGUGUGUGUGUGCGUGUGCUGUCCAGGUAGUAUUCCCUGCUUUAUCCUGCAUGAUUACCUUGAAUCAUGUCUUGUCAUUUCAUUAAAUGACUUUUUCUAGCUGAGCUCAAUGGUAA